AUGCACAUAAUUCCUCUUUCAUGUCGGAAUACCGCCCACUCUGGAAUCGUAUCGCCUCUGGAUUCACGCGCAUCUCUUUCGGUUGAUGACGACGACGACGCGAUGACAUACCGGUAUAAAAGUGAGUUUCGCUGGAUGCGGCACGUUAUACGUGCACAGGACCACGAGAUGCGUCUUGACGUUGGUUACAUCAUGAGUCUUCCAUCUCUAGCACAGAGUUUUCUACAGAAACAGUUGCGUAAACGCAAGAUCCAAGUGCAGUGUUGUCCUUCAUUUAACGUGUCAAGUGAUCAGACAAGUCGAGCUAAUUCAUUGGUGUCGAGCUAA
This is a messenger RNA of Peronospora belbahrii, 327 nucleotides long. The record is from the annotation of a GenBank genome assembly. Lineage: Eukaryota; Oomycota; Peronosporomycetes; Peronosporales; Peronosporaceae.